This is a messenger RNA of Branchiostoma floridae (Florida lancelet), 412 nucleotides long. Its product is annotated as acylglycerol kinase, mitochondrial-like. The transcript has 4 exons. The record is from RefSeq and is a predicted model, not a curated record. Bases 62 to 400 code for a protein of 112 amino acids. NCBI's taxonomy places the organism in Eukaryota, Metazoa, Chordata, Leptocardii, Amphioxiformes, Branchiostomatidae. Gene Ontology annotation, molecular function: kinase activity.
CUCCCUACUAGUUUCACCCUAGUGGUCUAGUCUAGACACGUCCGGGUCACUAGAGGUCAUCAUGGCGGCCGUGUGGAGGUUUUACAGAAAUCACUGGAAGAAACUGACAUUUGGAGGAGUUGCCGUCGCGUUUUUAGGGAGAUAUCUGAACAACCAACAUCAAGAAAACCUUGUCAGAAGAGAAUUUUGUGACAUAGCACAGGAAUAUGGCAAACAACCUCUACACUGUAUGGGGCAGACAAGAAAAGUGGUCGUCUUCCUCAACCCAGCUGCUUGUAAAGGACAAGCACGUAAGAAGUUUGAGAAAAAUGCAGUCCCUCUGCUUCAUCUAGCUGGUCUGGGAGUCACCAUAAUAGAAGUCAGAAUUUCUCAUGAUAAUCAAAGGGAAUUUCAAAUUUAGAUCAUACUGUUC